AGAGCCUCCAGUCCUGAUUGUCACCCCACUGGAGGACCAGCAGGUAUUUGUGGGUGACCGAGUGGAAAUGUCAGUAGAGGUGUCUGAAGAGGGUGCACAGGUCAUGUGGAUGAAAGACGGUGUGGAGCUGACACGGGAGGAUUCCUACAAGGCACGCUACCGCUUCAAGAAGGAUGGGAAACGACACAUCCUCAUCUACUCUGAUGUGGCCCAGGAGGAUGGAGGCCGCUAUCAGGUCAUAACCAAUGGAGGCCAGUGUGAAGCUGAACUCAUCGUGGAAGAGAAGCAACUGGAGGUCCUGCAGGACAUUGCGGACCUGACGGUGAAGGCUUCAGAACAGGCUGUAUUCAAGUGUGAGGUGUCUGAUGAGAAGGUGACGGGCAAGUGGUAUAAGAACGGGGUGGAGGUACGACCCAGCAAGAGGAUCACCAUCUCCCAUGUGGGCAGAUUCCACAAGCUGGUGAUUGAUGAUGUCCGCCCUGAGGAUGAGGGAGACUACACAUUCGUGCCUGAUGGAUAUGCCCUAUCCCUCUCAGCCAAGCUCAACUUUUUGGAAAUCAAAGUGGAGUACGUACCUAAGCAAGAGCCGCCAAAGAUCCACCUGGACUGCUCAGGGAAGACCUCAGAUAACUCAAUUGUUGUGGUGGCUGGAAACAAGCUGCGGCUGGAUGUGGCCAUCACAGGGGAGCCACCUCCCACUGCUACCUGGCUGAGGGGAGAUGAGGUGUUCACUACCACAGAAGGCAGGACACGCAUUGAGCAGAGGCCAGAGUGCAGCAGCUUUGUGAUCGAGAGUGCAGAGCGGUCAGAUGAGGGCCGCUACACCAUCAAAGUCACCAAUCCUGCGGGCGAAGAUGUGGCCUCCAUUUUCCUGCGGGUUGUGGAUGUUCCUGACCCUCCAGAGGCUGUUCGUGUCACCUCAGUUGGAGAAGACUGGGCCAUUCUGGUCUGGGAGCCACCCAAGUAUGAUGGAGGCCAGCCAGUGACUGGGUACUUGAUGGAGCGGAAGAAGAAAGGCUCCCAGCGCUGGAUGAAGCUCAAUUUCGAGGUCUUCACCGACACGACCUACGAGUCCACAAAGAUGAUCGAGGGCGUCCUCUAUGAGAUGCGGGUCUUCGCUGUCAACGCCAUCGGUGUCUCCCAGCCCAGCAUGAACACCAAGCCCUUCAUGCCCAUCGCCCCCACGAGUGCACCGCAACACCUCACAGUGGAGGAUGUGACAGACACCACCACCACACUUAAGUGGAGGCCCCCAGAUCGGAUUGGUGCUGGUGGCAUUGAUGGCUACCUGGUGGAGUACUGCCUGGAGGGCUCUGAGGAAUGGGUCCCGGCUAACAAGGAGCCAGUGGAACGGUGUGGCUUCACUGUCAAGGAUCUCCCAACUGGAGCCAGGAUCCUCUUCCGAGUUGUUGGGGUCAACAUUGCGGGGCGCAGUGAACCAGCCACCCUCCUUCAGCCAGUCACUAUCAGGGAGAUUGUUGAGCAACCUAAGAUCCGUCUUCCCCGCCAUCUGCGUCAGACUUACAUCCGAAAAGUUGGGGAGGCCCUCAACCUUGUCAUCCCCUUCCAGGGCAAGCCCCGUCCUCAGGUGGUAUGGACAAAAGGUGGGGCCCCCUUGGAUACCUCCCGUGUUAACGUGAGGACUAGUGACUUCGACACAGUGUUCUUCGUGCGCCAGGCAGCACGCUCUGACUCUGGAGAGUAUGAGCUGAGUGUGCAGAUUGAGAACAUGAAGGACACUGCCACCAUCCGCAUCCGGGUUGUGGAAAAGGCAGGGCCAGCAGAGAAUGUGAUGGUGAAGGAGGUGUGGGGCACAAACGCUCUGGUAGAAUGGCAGCCACCCAAGGACGACGGGAACAGUGAGAUCACAGGCUACUUUGUCCAGAAGGCUGACAAAAAGACCAUGGAGUGGUUCAAUGUCUAUGAACACAACCGCCACACCAGCUGUACCGUGUCUGACCUCAUUGUGGGUAAUGAGUACUACUUCCGCAUCUUCAGUGAGAACAUCUGUGGUCUCAGUGACUCACCAGGUGUCUCCAAGAACACAGCUCGAAUCCUCAAGACAGGAAUCACCUUAAAACCACUGGAAUACAAGGAACAUGAUUUCCGGACAGCCCCCAAGUUCCUGACCCCCCUGAUGGACCGGGUAGUGGUGGCGGGAUAUGCUGCAGCUCUCAACUGUGCCGUCAGAGGCCACCCUAAGCCAAAGGUGGUAUGGAUGAAGAACAAGAUGGAAAUCCAUGAAGAUCCCAAAUUCCUCAUAACCAACUACCAGGGCAUCCUGACACUGAACAUCCGCCGACCUUCGCCCUUUGAUGCAGGGACCUAUUCCUGCCGCGCCGUCAAUGAACUGGGGGAGGCCCUGGCUGAAUGCAAACUGGAUGUCCGAGUGCCACAGUGACAGCUCAUCACCUAUUACAUAAGUC
Grammomys surdaster is the source of this 2426-nucleotide messenger RNA. RefSeq names its product myosin binding protein C, fast type (gene Mybpc2). Bases 68 to 2401 code for a protein of 777 amino acids. Gene Ontology annotation, molecular function: protein binding. The record is from RefSeq and is a predicted model, not a curated record. Lineage: Eukaryota; Metazoa; Chordata; Mammalia; Rodentia; Muridae. The transcript has 18 exons.